AUGGUCAUACUUUUCCUUUUGAACCCCAUCCCAGAGUUUCUAUAUGUUGUCUGGAGCUUUCCUACUGUAACUUCGGCUAAGGUUAAUCAAACUCUUUACUUGUUUAUCAACACUAGGCAUGAGCUGUUACUUUUUGAAGCCCUCCGAGAAGGACUGGAAGAAGAGAUGGACAGAGAUACAACAGUAUGUGUUGUGGGGGAAGAUGUUGGUCACUAUGGAGGCUCUUACAAGGUGACCAAGGGCCUAGCCACAAAGUUUGGAGAUCUUAGGGUUCUUGACACUCCAAUCGCAGAGAACUCUUUCACAGGAAUGGCUAUUGGAGAUGCCAUGACUGGCCUAAGGCCGGUUAUUGAAGGAAUGAACAUGGGUUUCCUUCUUCUGGCUUUCAACCAAAUUUCCAACAACUGUGGAAUGCUACAUUACACCUCAGGUGGCCAAUUCAAAAUUCCAGUAGUCAUCCGUGGGCCUGGAGGUGUAGGUCGCCAGCUUGGAGCAGAACACUCACAACGUCUUGAAUCUUAUUUCCAGUCGAUUCCUGGAAUUCAAAUGGUUGCUUGCUCAACUCCUUACAAUGCCAAGGGAUUAAUGAAGGCUGCCAUCCGAAGUGAGAAUCCUGUGAUUCUCUUUGAGCAUGUUCUCUUGUACAAUCUCAAGGAGAGGAUCCCAGAUGAGGAAUACAUUUGCUCACUAGAGGAGGCUGAGAUGGUGAGGCCUGGAGAACACAUUACGAUUCUCACAUACUCUCGCAUGAGGUACCACGUGAUGCAAGCGGCGAAGACUUUGGUUAACAAGGGUUAUGAUCCCGAAGUAAUUGAUAUUAGGUCAUUGAAGCCAUUUGAUCUUCACACAAUUGAAAACUCAAUUAAGAAGACUCACCGUGUUCUGAUUGUUGAAGAGUGCAUGAGAACUGGUGGAAUUGGUGCCAGUUUGACAGCAGCAAUUAAUGAGAAUUUCCAUGAUUAUUUGGAUGCCCCUGUUAUCUGUUUGUCUUCACAGGAUGUACCAACUCCGUAUGCUGGGACAUUGGAGGAAUUCACGAUUGUCCAGCCAGCCCAGAUUGUUGCUGCUGUAGAGAAGCUCUGCCAGUAA
Papaver somniferum (opium poppy) is the source of this 1089-nucleotide messenger RNA. RefSeq names its product pyruvate dehydrogenase E1 component subunit beta-2, chloroplastic-like. The transcript has a single exon. Gene Ontology annotation, biological process: pyruvate decarboxylation to acetyl-CoA. Lineage: Eukaryota; Viridiplantae; Streptophyta; Magnoliopsida; Ranunculales; Papaveraceae. The record is from RefSeq and is a predicted model, not a curated record. Gene Ontology annotation, molecular function: pyruvate dehydrogenase (acetyl-transferring) activity. Bases 1 to 1089 code for a protein of 362 amino acids.